This is a messenger RNA of Gossypium arboreum, 753 nucleotides long. RefSeq names its product probable membrane-associated kinase regulator 4. The transcript has a single exon. NCBI's taxonomy places the organism in Eukaryota, Viridiplantae, Streptophyta, Magnoliopsida, Malvales, Malvaceae. Gene Ontology annotation, cellular component: plasma membrane. Gene Ontology annotation, molecular function: kinase inhibitor activity. The record is from RefSeq and is a predicted model, not a curated record. The coding region runs from base 1 to 753 and encodes 250 amino acids.
AUGGCUGCACUAAGCCACUUCUCAAAUAACCUUGAAGAAGGAGAAGAAGAAGAAGAAGAGGAUGAAUACAUUGACAUGGAAGUGAGCUCACGUUCUAAGAACAUGGUCUCCAACCCCAUAAGCAGAGAGUUCGAGUUCCAAAUGUCUUCAGUUUCCAUUGAAAAAGAGCCCACAAAUUCCCCAGCUGAUGAGCUUUUUUACAAAGGGAAACUCCUUCCUCUUCACCUUCCUCCUCGCCUGCAAAUGGUGCAAAAAUUGCUGCAAAACAACAUUACCGAACCUCACAAGAACGACAUCUCACCUUCUUCCGAGUCUAGUGGAGAUCAGCUGGAGCAUUCAAAUGGCGGAAGUGGUGAAAACCCGAAGAAAUCAUGGACCAAAAAGCUUAAGCUGAUGAAGCAAUCCUCCAUCGGUUCAAAACUGAAGAAGGCUUCUAGGGUUUAUCUCAGAUAUUUGUUUGGUAAUUAUAAAUCAACAAAGAAAACUCCAUUAGAGCAAGACAUGAAUGGAAAUGGACAUAGAAGAUCGUUUUCAAUGGCCAGCAAACGCCAUUCAUCUGGAUCUUCAAAUGGACAACAGCAUUUGCUGGUUCUUAAACGAAGCAGCAGUGUAAACGCGGAGAUGGAGAGCCCCAUUCAAGGAGCCAUUGCACAUUGCAAGCAGUCUCAGCAGGCAUGGGUUAGGUCAAGAAGAACAGUUAGCGAAGUUGGGGUGUUCUCAUUUUCAGCUUCAGACAUGAAAUGCAGUUGGUGA